Plasmodium vivax (malaria parasite P. vivax) is the source of this 1060-nucleotide messenger RNA. RefSeq lists its product as hypothetical. The transcript has a single exon. Bases 586 to 1029 code for a protein of 147 amino acids. The record is from RefSeq and is a predicted model, not a curated record. NCBI's taxonomy places the organism in Eukaryota, Apicomplexa, Aconoidasida, Haemosporida, Plasmodiidae.
GGCUUGUGCAUUUUGGGGGGUGCGACGUGGAAUUCAAGGGGGUUUCUUUUUUGUGUUGAUUUUGCCUCUUUUCUGUGGCAUCAUUUUUCUCCAGCAAAACGAUUAAAGAAGUACCUCUGGUGUGACUCCUACAUUCGCAAACAUUUUUUUAUUCCUCCAUUUAAUGGCGAUAUAGGCAUUUUUAUUUUUUCCCUAUUCGGCCACUUUCCCACGUGAAGUACACCAUGCGGCAUGUUUGCACGUAGCAUAUAGGCCUGUUUGCGUGGGGGUAUUUCUCCCCCCUGCGAUGGACACACCCGUUGCGUCUGCCCAUAGGACGUCGCGGAUGGGCAGCGCGGAAGCGCGGUGGUGCUGGGAUGGCUUUUUUUUUUUUUUCUUUUCGCGCGAUUUCCCUGUAGACAAAAAAUAAUCGCCGCAGUUUCCGUGCCUUCGUGUGAGGAGAGGCCUCUCGCGCGGGAAGAUUCUUCCAUCCCCAUUGAGCAUUUCCCUCCAAACGAGAAGCGGCUAAACGCAGCAUGCGAGGAUACACCCCUCCACACACAUCAUCAGUCGUGAUGUGCAGCGCUAUUUGCCCAACUUCUCACCAUGCAGGAAAACCAGGGGAUGAAUAACGGAGCGGAUGGGGAGACGACAACUCCGGAAGCGAGCGCGGAAGUAGUGGCAAACGCGCAAGUAGUGGCGCACGGGGUUAGUCACCCUGACGGUUGUGUCGAUUUGGCGAACGCGACCGUCCAAUACAGCGUGUACAGUUCGUGCCUGCUGCUGCUGUCCGGUCUUCAGCUGCACUUCAUGUGCGAAGAGAAAGGCACUCAGAAAAAAAAAAAAAAAAAAGCGGGACAUUCGAACGAGGCGUACCCAGAGAACGAAAAGGAUAAUUACAAUGAUCAGCAGAAGCAGACGCGGCUUCGUGGAAGGGCCUCUCCGAAUUGCCACUUCUUGCGUGACUACGAAAUGUACCGUGCAGAGCAGAAAAGGCCCCAACUGAACGACCAAGCGGCGUGUCCCAUACCGCUUUAUAAAAAAAGGUGACGCCCCUGAUUGGGGGUGGCCCCAAAAGAGU